Messenger RNA from Hyla sarda, 698 nucleotides. RefSeq names its product sperm protein associated with the nucleus on the X chromosome N2. Bases 399 to 698 code for a protein of 99 amino acids. NCBI's taxonomy places the organism in Eukaryota, Metazoa, Chordata, Amphibia, Anura, Hylidae. The record is from RefSeq and is a predicted model, not a curated record. The transcript is spliced from 2 exons.
GCCGCUGACGUACUUCCUGUCGGCAGCCAUCUUGCCGAAGUCCAGUAUAAAAGGAGCAGCGCAGCUGGACCUCUUCAGUCUGCAGGAAGUUGGUGAGCAGAGCAAGAUGGCGGAAGCACAGGAGAACACGAGGUCUGUGAGUCCCAAGAUGGUACCCAGCGCCCGCAAAGUAUCAGCGGCCGCAGCUCAGGUGUUCCAGGAGCUGGAGGACUGGCUGCAGAAGCUAUCGUUAGGAGGCGAAGAGGCAUGCUUGAAAGUCCCGCUGCCGGAAGACGACGAGCAGUGGCCAGCGACUCCUGAGGGCAGAACGCCCGCGUCAUCCAGAGGAGCGCCGCCGGUGAGGCUGUCUCCACACCAUCGGUCCUGGGGGUCCUGGGCAGAGUUACCGACAGAAGAGUAUGAUAAACCUGGAGCCAUCUCACUGGGCCAUGUUUCUCCGCAGAGAUCUGGAUGCAUCUGACCAGGCCGUGUUACUCAACAGAGAUCUGGAUGCAUCUGACCAGGCCGUGUUACUCAACAGAGAUCUGGAUCCAUCCGACCAAGCCAUGUUACUCAACAGAGAUCUGGAUGCAUCUGACCAGGCCGUGUUACUCAACAGAGAUCUGGAUCCAUCCGACCAAGCCAUGUUACUCAACAGAGAUCUGGAUCCAUCCGACCAAGCCAUGUUACUCAACAGAGAUCUGGAUCAAUUUGACUGA